Messenger RNA from Nicotiana tabacum (common tobacco), 1247 nucleotides. RefSeq names its product S-adenosylmethionine decarboxylase proenzyme 4-like. Lineage: Eukaryota; Viridiplantae; Streptophyta; Magnoliopsida; Solanales; Solanaceae. Gene Ontology annotation, molecular function: adenosylmethionine decarboxylase activity. Gene Ontology annotation, cellular component: cytosol. The record is from RefSeq and is a predicted model, not a curated record. Gene Ontology annotation, biological process: spermidine biosynthetic process; spermine biosynthetic process.
CAAGAAAAAAAUAUCACACUUUAUAAUUAACCUUGUCCAUAUUUUCAGAAAUAUUCAAGUUUAAGUGAUUUAUAAUUAUCUGUUAUCAUAUAUAGUUUCAUCAAAUGGCUGCUUCUGGUUUUGAAGGAUUUGAGAAGAGGCUGGAGCUACACUUCUCCGGCGAUGACCCGGUGAUCGGAAUGGGUGGUCUCCGGCACGUUGACUUUGAUUCAAUAGAGGAAGUAUUACAUGCUGUGCAGUGCACCGUAGUAUCAGCUGCUGGUAACCAAUAUUUUGAUUCCUACGUACUAUCAGAAUCAAGCCUUUUCGUAUACCCCACAAAAAUAAUCAUCAAAACAUGUGGGACCACCGAGUUGUUAAAAUCUAUCCGUCCAUUUAUCCACUAUGCAUGCGAAAUUGGACUUAUUAUAACUGAGUGUAGGUACACUAGAGGAAAUUACAUUUUCCCAAAAGCACAACCUUACCCUCAUACAAAUUUCAAAGAAGAAAUUAUUUACUUACAAGACCAAUUACCUAAUCAUCUUUGCUACAGAAAAGCCUCUGUUAUGCCUUCAAAAUUCACUUCACAUUCUUGGCAUGUAUUUUCAGCUAGUUGUGACAAGUUUUACUCACUUCCUAUUUCGAACGAUUUGUACACAGUGGAAAUUUGUAUGACGGAUCUUGACCGGGUACUUGCCCGGAAAUUCUUUAAACAUCCGGAUACUACCGGAAAACAGAUGACGGAGAUAACCGGAAUCGGAGAUAUUAACUCAAAUGCAUUGAUUUGUGACUUUGCAUUUGAUCCUUGUGGAUAUUCCAUGAAUGGUAUUGACGGAGAUCGUUACUCUACAAUUCAUGUAACGCCAGAAGAUGGUUUUAGUUACGCGAGUUAUGAGUGUGUGGGGUCCAUUUACGAUGAUCGUGAUGAUAUUGUUAAGGUUUUGAAGAAGGUGGUUCAGGUUUUCCGACCGGGGACGAUGUCCGUGUCGAUCACGUGUACGAACAGCAGUGAGAUUUGGAGCAGAAUUGUUAAAGCCGUAGAGCCACUUGGGAUGAAACGCCGGAGUUGCACGGUUGAUGAAUUUCCUGCUGCUGGAACUGUGGUGUUUCAAACUUUUACGUCCACCAGGAAAUAGGUGAAUUGUAUGAUGAUGAGGCAGAUUUCAGGAUUUGAACUUAAAGUUUUUAGUAGUGAACUCGUUGUAUUUUAAAAUUAUGGGUUCAUAAUAUUAUAUUUAUUGAAAUUUCAAUAAAUUUUUGUUCAUAGA